This is a messenger RNA of Hydractinia symbiolongicarpus, 555 nucleotides long. RefSeq lists its product as uncharacterized. The transcript has 2 exons. The record is from RefSeq and is a predicted model, not a curated record. Lineage: Eukaryota; Metazoa; Cnidaria; Hydrozoa; Anthoathecata; Hydractiniidae. The coding region runs from base 1 to 555 and encodes 184 amino acids.
AUGAAAAGGCAAGGGCAUUUUGCAAAGAUUGCAAGGGGAGUCAGUUUUGCAAGCAGGAAAGGGAAUGCAAGAAGAACAAACAGUCGGAAGUCGGAAGGAAUCAAGAGCUGCCAAAAAUGUAAAAAAGUGUUAGCCCUAGAGAAAUUUAGGGUGUUGAAAAAUGGAAAGACGGCAACAGGUUGCCUAGUUUGCCUGGAUAAAAAGAAGGCGUCACGGGAACGUAAAAGAUGCCCCUAUGGUAGGCGAAGGUCUCAAUGUAAAGAAUGCAAAGAAUCCAGCCAGAUUUACCAGCAUGAAAAAAGGAGGGCCGAUUGUAAGGACUGUAAGGGUAGUCAGAUUUGCGAGCAUGUAAAACAGAGGGCUUGCUGCAAAGACUGCAGGAAGAGCAAACAGUCGGAAUAUAUACGGUUUUAUUCUGUGGAAUAUGAGCGACCACAACUCAUGUUUAUCCCUAGGAGCAGAAACGAGUCAAUAUGGAAGGAACCAAGAGCUGUUCGAAUUGUAAACACUAUCUUUCUUUGGACAUUUUUAGGAUCAAAGGAAAUGGUCAACUAA